Clunio marinus is the source of this 1671-nucleotide messenger RNA. The record is from the annotation of a GenBank genome assembly. Lineage: Eukaryota; Metazoa; Arthropoda; Insecta; Diptera; Chironomidae.
AUGACGGAAAACUACUCUAAUCCCAAUUAUGUUACACCGACUUCAACGAUGGCUGAAAAACCAGAAGAUCAAUUUUCAAGUGAGGAAAAAAUUGCGAAGGCAAAGGAACUUUAUGCAAGAGGAUGUCGAAACUUUUAUGUCAAAACUUAUUCGGAUGCCGCUGAUGACUUAAGUGAAGCAUGCAAGCUUUUUGGAGAAGUUCAUGGGAUUGAUGGGGAAGAACUAGGGGAGACAUAUUUGAUGUACGCGAAAGCUUUAAUUGCUGUGGGUCAAGAUGAAAAUAAGAUAGUUGAUGUGCCCGAAGAAGAUUCUGAAGAUGAACCAGCAGAAGAAGACGAUGGCGAUUCAGAAGUAGAAGCUGAAGGAUCUGAAGCUGACGCAACAAAAGGAGAAACAAAAAACGGAAUAGAAAAUGGUGAAAAUACAGUAAAUGGACAUGAAGAAGCAGUUGCAGCUGAUGAGCCACAACCAUGUACGUCCGGUAUGAUGGAAAACGAUAAUUCAAAUGAUGUUCAAGAGCUUAUAAACGAAGAAAUGGAUGAUGGUGGGAAUUUGGAAUUGGCUUGGGAAGUUCUUCAAAAUGCAGCACUUAUUUUCGAACGUCAAGGUUCUAAAGGUUUGAACAAUCUCAUGGAUGUAUACAUUGAAAUGGCUGGAAUUUCACUUGAAAAUGGAAAUUUUGAAGUGGCAAUAAACGACUUCAAAAGAGCCUUGAAUGUUUUCCUGGAUUUGGAAGAUGCUGAUCAGAAUGAAAGAAUCAACGCUGAAAUUUAUUAUAAGAUUGGACUUUGUCAUCUUGCCACCAACGCCUACGAAGAGUCAGUCAAGUCAUUCCAAAAAGCUGCUGAUAUUAUUGCUGAAGUAGUAAACGUCGAGAAGAAAAAGGAGGAGCAAACAGAUGACGUCUUGGCAACGAUAAAAGAUUUGGAAGAAACACAACAAGAAAUUCUCAAUAAAAUCGCUGAAAUCGGCGAAACAAAAGCAGAAGAAAUUGCUCAUGUCAAGAAGGAAUUGGAAAAGAUGUUUGGACCAGGAGUUGUAGGUGAAAGUUCUGGGGCUGGAAGCUCAUCAUCAGCUGCUCCAAGUUCUUCAUCGAAAAUUUCGGAAGCUGAAAAGCCAAAAGCUACAGACAUCUCUCAUCUUAUCAAACGUAAGAAAACUGACAGUGACGUUGAAUGUUCCCCAGCUAAGAAACAAGCACUUGACACGACCUCAGGAGAAAAAAUCAAUGUCGAACAAGCUUCCGAACAGAAAAUAACAGACGAAGCAACAGCAACUACCGUUCAAGUGAUCGAAAACUAGAUUCGUCACGACAUAUCGUCACACAAUCCCCAGUUGUAUUCUAGAGAUUUAAAUGGAAAAAGAAAAGAAAACAGAAAGAAAGAAAGAAAAUGAAUGAAGUUGUCACCACCUCACUUGUGUUUUGAUCGAUUAUCUUUAAGAAUCCUUUAUUUUAAUUUAUUGCUCGACAUUAAUCAAUUCAUAUCUAAGUUUCACUUUCUUUCAAAUCAAAUAUCUAAAUUAGUUUGAAAGCGCUUAAAGAUAUCAUCAUAUUAUGUUUCUGCAGAAAGUACUUCAAUCUUGUCAUGAAAAUAAAAAACAAAAUGUUAAAAGUUUGAAAAAAGAUACUUUCUAAAUAAAAUAAAAAAUUUGUUAGAUAAGCAAAAGUUU